Molecule: messenger RNA, 2474 nt
Organism: Cephus cinctus (wheat stem sawfly)
Lineage: Eukaryota; Metazoa; Arthropoda; Insecta; Hymenoptera; Cephidae
Gene: NTPase
Product: ectonucleoside triphosphate diphosphohydrolase 5
Exons: 4
Coding region: 353-1684 (443 amino acids)
Biological process (GO): nucleoside diphosphate catabolic process
Cellular component (GO): membrane
Molecular function (GO): UDP phosphatase activity; GDP phosphatase activity
Source: RefSeq, a predicted model, not a curated record
CAACCUAUCGUUGUUUUAAAGAUCUUUCUUUCUUGUUCGAUAAUUGUUUUAUUUUAAUUGAAAGAAGCAAAUAAGUUUUAAACUACACAAAUAUUUAACGUCAUACUUGGUGAUGAUAGCUCACAGAUCGUGGCUGCUUACAAUUAUGUUCGGUGACUUUAUCUUAGAGUGACCCAGCGAUUAUUCUUUUCUUUCAGCUUAGUAAUUUUCGUGUAUGAAAAUUCACAAGCCUGGCUAAAUGCGAUACACACUUGUGAGUGUAUAAACGAUGUAAGAUCCAAGGCCAGUGACCUCUCAAAAUGGGAUUUCAAGAGAUAGUAAGGUCGCACCCCGUUCGAAGAAAGCAACAAAAAUGAAAAGAAUGUAUACGAUAAUAGUAGCAUUGUUAAGCCUACUAUUUCUAGGCUACAUAGUAAUAUCUAGUGAUUUGAAGCCUGUUCGAAUUGGUAGGAAAACUAUUGACAGUAUUGCUUUUUCCUUCAAUUUGCAAAAGCCUAUUUAUGCAGUUAUAAUUGAUGCCGGUUCAACAGGCAGUCGCGUAUUAGCAUUCAGUUUUCAUGAGUCUAUACUUGAUGCUAAUCUUAUUCUUGAUGCUGAGCUGUACCAUCAAAUAACGCCAGGACUGAGUUCAUUCGCUGAUGAACCGCACAAAGCAGCAGAAUCUCUAACAGUUCUAUUGGAUAAGGCUAAAUCUGUGAUUCCAAGAUCUGAGUGGUCUCGUACACCCCUUAGCAUGAAAGCUACAGCAGGAUUAAGAUUAUUACCUGGACACAAAGCCAAUGAUAUACUAAAGGAAUGUAGCAAAUUAUUUGAGACAUCUGGUUUCCUUGUUUCCAAAAACUCUGUUGCUAUAAUGGAUGGCACCGAUGAAGGCAUAUUUUCUUGGUUUACUGUGAAUUUCUUACAAGAUCGUCUCAGGACACAUGGUUCUGAUGCAGUAGCAGCUCUAGAUCUAGGCGGAGGCUCUACCCAAGUAACAUUUGCACCUGAUAAUGCAAACAUAAAGAAUCAAGAGAAAUAUAUCUAUGCCAUAAACGUAUUUAAUCACAAUAUGAGUGUCUACACUCAUAGUUAUCUUGGAAUGGGUCUUAUGGCUGCCCGAAAGGAAAUUAUAACACAUGGAAUGAAUAGUAAAAGUAAUAAAGACAAGAAUGCCAUAGAAAUAAGAUCAGAAUGCAUAAAUCCAAUAGUUUCAACAGAGUGGCAUUACGGAGGACUCAAUUACAUUGUUAAAGGUCCCGAGAAUGGGACUUACAAAAUCUUUAAAACGCAAAACUUUGCUGGAGCUGAGGAAAACAGACCGGUUGUACGAUUUUCAGAAUGCUUAAAAAUUGUGAAAAAUUACGUAAGCACCAUAACGAAUAGACCUUUAGGCUUGAGUAAACACGAAAUCUAUGCCUUUUCUUACUAUUUCGAUCGCGCUACGGAGGCGGGUUUAAUAGAUCCGUUCACUGGUGGUGUUAUCAAGGUCGAUAAAUUUAUCAAGGCAGCUGUGGAUUCCUGCGAUUACCCAAAUAUAGAUCAGCCCUUUGCAUGUUUGGAUCUGACUUUUAUUUAUGUUUUACUUACUGAUGGAUUUGGUCUGGAACCAACCACUAAAUUAUAUUUAUACAGGAAGAUUAAUGGCCAUGAACUAAGCUGGGCAAUGGGUGCUGCUUUCAAUAUUCUACAAAAUGAACUGUGACAAAACGAAAGAAUAGGUUAAAAAUUGAAUUAAGGCCAAUUUGAGAUGGUCGCAAAAUAGACCAUUCUUUCUCAAUCAAGGGCACAAUUGUGACUCGUUUAUCGUAUAAUCGUUGGUUUUAAAUUUUAAUAUGUUGAAAAUUGUGAUAGUAGGCGAAAAGCUGUAGAAGUUAUUAUGUUCCUAUUAGCAAAGAUGCUUUUAGUAACUAACAGAAACUUAUAUGAUCAGCCAGAAUUAGUAUAUGAUAAUUAGAUCAGUUCAGUAAUUAAAAGUUUUAUGGAGAUACGUAUAUCUUUCACAAGUUGUACUUUAGAAUCAUUUUAUUGUUAGUAUUUUUCAUUAUCGUUUCUCGUACAUCAUUUUAAUAUUAUCAGGACGCAGCGCAAGUUUCAAUACAAUUGCGCUAUCAGAUUAAUAUACAAAUCUCCAUUCUUCAUACAGAAAUUGCACAAAAUCAAAUAGAGAAUUAACAUUGAGCUACAUCGCACACAUAUUUUUUUUAAAAAGAGUGUUAUUUUUAUUGAAAAACUUUUGUUUGUAGAACAAUUUUAAAGAGGUGAUGGAGAGAUGCAUUUUAUAGGAUACGUUAUAAAUAUAAAUUGCGCGUCGAAUCUUUUCAUAUAUGAAUAUAUAUGUAUAUACAUAUACAUACAUCUAUUGACUCAUAGUUACAUACAAUAAUAUUACGUUUCCAAUCGCGUUAUGUUAAUGUACUGUGAAAACAUAAAUACAUCGACUUCUAGUGCCUUCUUCCAAGUAACUAUUAUAAUAAAUUCUAUGUUCCAUUCAA